Messenger RNA from Didymodactylos carnosus, 1422 nucleotides. The record is from the annotation of a GenBank genome assembly. NCBI's taxonomy places the organism in Eukaryota, Metazoa, Rotifera, Eurotatoria, Philodinida, Philodinidae.
AUGUUAUAUAGAUGUCCAUCUCAAUCAACAUUUGACGAACAAAUGCAACAAUGUGUGAAUAAACGGACAGUGUCAGACAUAUUUCCAUUUGAUAAUGAUCCACAAUUUCGACGUGUAGCUAAUUUUGUCAUAGCUACAUCUAGUCCAAAUACAUAUGAUAAAAAGAUAUCUUCACAUCAAUUUUCAUUAUCAUCAUCUGCCACUAAACGGAUGGAAUCAAUUUCAGUUAAAAAAAGUGAUUACAGUUAUGAAAAUAGAAAAGAAAAAUUAAAAAUAGAUUCUAUGAAGAGAAUGAGUGGAAUUAAUGAUAAUGAAGUUGAACAAGGUGUUCUUUGGUCAAAUAACUAUCCGAUAAUAAAAUUAUCCGAUACACCUGUUCUUGAACAAAAAACAUAUAUUAAUGCAAGAGCAAAUGGAAGAAAUACGUAUAAAUCAUUACCGAUCAACGAAAAUCUCUAUCGUCGUGUAAAUCAACUUAAAAAUCAAAAUCCAAAUUUAAAAACAUUGUUAGGCGUGGGAGGAUGGAAUAUGAAAUCGGAAGCAUUCUCAGCUGUUGUAAGAAAUGUAGAGAAAAGACGAGCAUUCAUAUUUGAUACAAUCAAUUAUCUUCGAAAGCAUAAUUUUGAUGGUUUUGAAGCUGAUUGGGAAUUUCCUGGUAGUCGAGGUGGAAAUUCAAACGAUAAAUAUUAUUUUACUACAUUUCUACAUGAAUUUAAACAAGCGGCAAUAGCACAAUCACUUGUCACUGGAAAACCACGUCUUUUACUCGCAGCGGCCGUCGCUGCUGGACGAGAAAUCGUUACAACUGCCUAUGAAGUUGAAAAAAUCUCCAAGAUACUUGAUUUCAUCAACAUAAUGACUUAUGAUUUUCAUGGUGCUUGGCAGAACCGUACAGGAUUAAAUGCUCCAUUGUAUCAACAGGCUAAUGAUUUCGGAGAAGAAGCCCUGUUGAAUCAAGAUUUUGGUGUUGCAUUAUGGUUAAAGCAAGGUGCACCAGCUCAUAAACUCGUUCUCGGCAUUCCGUUGUUUGCACGAACAUUUUUAUUAGCUCGUUCUAAUAUAAACGAUCUUCGUUCACCAGUUAUCGACAAUGGUGCAGAAGGGCCAUUUACAAGAAGUGCUGGAUUUUUAUCGUAUUUUGAAAUAUGUCUAUUACAAACCGAUAACAGUUGGCAGAUACAUUCGAUAGUACCUGGUGCAGAAUCUCAAUAUAUGUUCAGAGGCAAAGAAUGGGUAUCAUUCGAAUCAUUGGAAAGUGUACGGAAACGAGCGGCAUAUGUUGUAGCAAAUUCCCUGGGUGGUAUGUUCGUGUGGAGUUUAGAUAUGGAUGAUUUUAUCGGUAGUUUUUGUCACAAAGGCGCAUAUCCGUACAUCAAAAAUUCGUUAUCAUUAUUACCGUCAACAAUGUUAUCUUAUUUAUAG